Molecule: messenger RNA, 735 nt
Organism: Schistocerca gregaria
Lineage: Eukaryota; Metazoa; Arthropoda; Insecta; Orthoptera; Acrididae
Product: acyl-CoA-binding domain-containing protein 6-like
Exons: 1
Coding region: 1-735 (244 amino acids)
Molecular function (GO): protein binding; fatty-acyl-CoA binding
Source: RefSeq, a predicted model, not a curated record
AUGGAUGAUACUGAUGAGCUUGUAGAAAAAUUUACAAAAGCAGCAAAGUAUGCUAAAGAGAUUUGUGCGGAAUUUGACAGUAAUGAACUUCUGGAACUGUAUGGUUACUAUAAACAAGCUACAGAAGGACCUUGCCAAACAUCGAAGCCCAGUUGGUUUGACUUAACAGCUAAACAGAAAUGGGAAUCAUGGAGACGCCUAAAGGAUAUGGACCGUGAGACUGCUAUGAUAAAAUAUGUUAAAAUAAUAUCUGAAGUGGAUCCUGUUUGGGAGGAACGAUUUACAGAAAGACCUGCUGGCAGUGGUGCAGGAUGGGUGGCAGUAAGCUGCAUGACAAAUACUGAUGAGUACUUACCAGACACAGAGAAAACAGUAUUUGACUGGGUGAAAGAAGGUAAUGUUCAGAAGGUCAUUGAUGCCUCUAGGAGCUUCAGUUCACUUGAAAUGAUUAAUAAGCAAGAUGAAGGUGGGAUGGCAUUACUUCAUUGGGCUGCUGACAGAGGAAAUAUGGAAAUGGUAGACUGUCUAGUUGAGAAACUGAAAGCUGAUGUGAAUUUAAAAGAUGCUGAUGGCCAAACUGCUUUGCACUAUGCUGCAGCCUGUGGACAUGUUAACGUUACUAAAUUUUUAGUUCAACAUGGUGGAGACCCCAAUAUUGCUGAUCUUGAUGGGACACUCCCAAAAGAUAUCGCUGCUGACAAUGAAAUAUUGAAGGCUCUGACAAUAGCAAACUGA